Molecule: messenger RNA, 378 nt
Organism: Ordospora pajunii
Lineage: Eukaryota; Fungi; Microsporidia; Ordosporidae
Exons: 1
Coding region: 1-378 (125 amino acids)
Source: RefSeq, a predicted model, not a curated record
AUGACGCCUGAUAAAUUGAAUAUGAUACUUUUUACUGUUGUGGAAAACAUAUGCAAAAAGCUGAUUAAUGAGAAUUACGAGUUGAGCGAUAAAGAAGGUGAUAAAAAGGUUAAAAAGGUUAUCGAAGAAUUACCAUAUUUUGGAGUACUGAUAAACUGUUAUGAAAGCAAUGUGUUGAAUAUUCGGGUGGAAAAUGAUUAUAGCAUCAAGAAUCGAUUAGUGCUAUUGGCACUGUUUAUGGUGAUAUUGAUCUGUGAGGACAUGAUAGAUCAAGAGAUUCAAAAGAUUGAAGAUAGAAGCAAGACGAUACCUGCGAUUGAAGUCAGUGAACCAAAUAUUAUGGUUGAGAAUGGAGAUUUGAUGUUGCAAAUGCCCUAA